UGGCUAUGGAGAGGAGUCUGAAGUCUUCUCUGGUGGCGUUUUUCGGGCAUGUUUGAGCAUGCGACACACUCGUCUGGAUAAUAAUGAAGUACGUUUACGUGUAAACUCUAUCUAAUAUGUAUGCUAAAAGCUUCGGCAUCCAAACCAAGCAAGAAAAAGAGAAAGGCGAAAAGAGUCACUGGAAUAAACGCGGUGAAUUUUUCUAUUAUAUAUGGGUUAAGAAGAAGUGACAAAGGGUUUAAACAACAGGAGUGGAAAUUAAUUAGAGCUCGUUUCGAGAAUCGAGUGUCAGUCGCUGCUUUAUCUCGAGAAUUUGUGGCCCUUGGACCAUUUAGAAUAUGUGGAGAAUAGGUAAUCGAAUAAAUAAUGAGCGAGUGUUAGUGGCAAAUUGAAGUGAAUUGUGAAUUAGGGCAAAUAGAGCAUUCAGUAUCGCCAUCAGUAUGGAAAAUUAUUUAUUAAUGAAAAUGUGUUUGGACUAUCUAAUAAUAGGGUUUGAAAAUUUCAUUGCACCAACGAACUCUCUAGCUGUUAAUUUAAGCUCAAUUCACAUUGCAUUAGGAAUUAUAAUUUUGAAUGCAUUUUCACCUUUUUGGUUGCUCUUUUGAUCGGCUUUUCCAUGCCCAAAUACUCGAUGGUGCUGUGGAAAGUCUAGUCCUGGGCCUUAUAUACACAUUAAUUCACUUUAGCAUGAAAGCCACUUUACACUAUUACCCGCACAACAACUCAGGGGGUGGCAUAGUGUGUAAGGAUGUGCCGUGGUUAUUGCAAAACUGCGCAACGUGGAAAAAUUCAUCAAGCGCAAAAUAACAUUGCAUACUUUAUGGCGCAUUAUGAAAACACACGCGCAAGACUUGAGUGUGCGGGUGGUUAUGUUUCAAGGGUUGCGGCGUGGCGGGGUGGCGGGGAGCGGAAAUUUGCUCUAAAUUUACACAAAAACGUUUUAGAAAAUGUGCACAACAUGGCAACCCUGUCUACCAUGCUGCCCUAUUACGGCUCCCUUCUGCAGACACUUAAAACUGCAGGAAACAAUUGAUACAAUGAACAUACGAAAUGGGUUUUCCACAUUUUUUAACAGUUUAUAUCUUUUCAUACAGAAAGCAAUCAUAUUAUUGUUUAACCAUUAAUUUAUUAAAGGUGCUAAAAAGUAUGCAACACUGUUUUUCUAUGAUAUCCCAUAACAUAAUAUAAUAUAAUAUAUUAUAUAAUAUAUCCCAUAACAUAAUAUAACAUAAGUGUAUACAUAAUUCAAAGAUUAUUUUAUUGUUACAGAGCAGGAACAAGUAUGGAGAUGGAUUUUAAAAAUACAUUUAUUUCACAUAUUCAAAUAUGUAUGUUUUUAAUAUUUCCACGUAUGGAUAGUUUACUGUUUUGAAACCAUGGAAAACGCAAGCUAGCAGUUAACCCCGAAAACUUCCACGCCCUCCUAACCCCUGACUAUUCCGAUGAGUUAUGCAGAUAGCACUGAUGAUGAUUAUGAUGAUGAUGACGAGAACCAGAGACAGAAAAUGUGGGGGAGUGCAAACAGAGCAACAAUCAUGGCGACGCGGACGAUGAUGAUAAUGAAGCCCCUGCAGAUAAUGACGAUGAUGGUGGCGUCUCUCCAGCUGACGUCAGCCAGUACAAACCCCCCACAGCACAGCUCCAGUGCUCCAACAUUCGUGGGAUAUUUUCACCAUAUGGCAGAGUAAUGAUAAUAAACUCCUAAAAACACAGAGACACGAACGAGCACAGGCGUGAUGAAAAUGGAGGAGGAUAAGGGAGGAUAAAGCAACAGGAGACGGGAAAAGUGUCGUCAUCGCCUUCAAGGAUGUCACUCGUCUCUUAUCAGUGGGGAAAACCGAAGCGGCGAGGCAGCGAAUGCAGCAACUUGGCAACUUUGCAACUUGGACUAACGCCCCAGAUAACGUCAGUUAUUUUCAUUCAAUUUCAGGAACCGACACACAAAACCGCAGAAAAAUUCGCAUUUUGUUUGAUUUCCAUCCGUCAGCAGGCGGGUUGGAAAAUUUCAGCAACCGUAAAUCUCAACCAGAGCAGAAAAUACUGCGAAAUAACCAGAAACAAAGCGGGUUAAAUGAUGUAACACGAUGUGGUUUACACAAAUUCCAAUUCAUAACAUGGGUUAUUCAUAACAUUGCAUACUUUUGAACAGUUGUUUUACUUUCAGAACUACAAUCUACUAUUUCAGGGAAUCAUUUUUAAUGUUGCCAUUAACUAUCAUACAAUUUAGCCGUGAUUAAGUUGAUAAAGUCUCCAUUUCCUGGCCACAAAAUGCAUUUAUAUUUUUACUUAACUACUAACUAACAACUGACAAAUGCAAUUAAAAAUGUGCAGAAACAACUCAGUCCCCUCAAUGCCAAUAACAAGUUGGAAACAAAACACAUACAGAAAAAACAAUUCCGUGGCCACUUGAUUUUGGGCUGUACUUUAAUCUUUUAGGAAAGUAUAACCACAAAGCCUCAAUAUUAUUUUGUAUAAAAAGAAUUUUUGUUUAAUCUAUAUUACUUUAUUUUUUUAAACAACUAUAGCCAAAGUUUCGCUCGGUGCAGGACAGAGGUAGAGCAUCAUCAUCACCAGAAGGACAGGGACAUGGCCAUGAGCGUUGUUGGCUAACGUUGUUCCAUCAACUCAUCGCCAGCAUCCUUCGACUGCUCCUUGGUAUCGUACUGUACUAUAGUAUACUGUACUGUGCUGUACUGUAACUGCUGCUGCUCCUGCUGGUUUUUGCGAUGCUUUCGCUAUUGCUAUUACGGUUGCUGUGGCCCCGCAGGCGUUAUAUGUAAUUGCAUUUUUUAGUUUUAAUGGAGCGCACACAACAAGGGGAAUAGGAACCGGCUGGCUAAAAGGGGGAUUGGUACUGAACUCAGUUGAAAUGAGGAACGGAAGCCGUUUCCCUUUGGCCAGAAGCUCUCUCGCUCGCUGCGAAUGUAAUUAAUUUGUAACGUUUGAUGACAAGCUUAAUGGCCAGCAGUCCAGCUGGGUGGGAUGGAUGAUCGAGCUGGCGAUUGGGUGGGUAGGUGGGUGUCCUUGUGGGUGGUUUGUGGGUGGCAGGACUGGACAUAAAAUGGCAGGAGAGGGCCACCGCCUGGUGCGUGUGACUGACUGGAUUGCACUGCACGGCGAGGUAUUGUAUCGAGGGUUGGUCCUUAAUAGUUUUAUAAUUGAUUCUGAUAUGAUUUGGCAAAAUGAGAAAGAAAAAAAAAAAGAAAGAGAAAACGAAAUGCAAGGUACAACGAAAUUGCAGCAUUAAAUUCGAUUUACAGUUCAUUUACAGAGGGUGGUAACAAAUUGAAUUGAAAAUUCUACCGAACAGGGGUUGCAUUGAAACAAAUUUAAGGGAGUUGUUAACGAUUUUAAAUUAAACUGGCAAUUUACGGCUAAAUAAGUUUGCUGUUCUUUGCAAAACUUGGCCAAACUUUAGUUGGCUCAUUUCAAUAGUUCGCUAAUUGCAUUAAUUUAGCACCGAAAUUGCAGUCAACAUUCCCCGCGUUAGCCUAAUAGACAGCGACAUGAUUAAAGCCAAGACAAACAAACUCGCAAUGGGGCGCAGACACGUGCAAAAUGAGUUAACAAUUUGCAUGCAAAUCUGCGCCGACAAGUCGCCUAAUGUUAACCCAUUAAGGCCGUGAAAAGCUGUCGUCGCUGCCCUGAAAUCAAAUUGUCGCCGUUGCUGCCUCGUCAUUGCAGAUUUUCCAGUUCGUUUCGCGCCAACGUGGGGGAAAAAAAGUCACAUUAGAUGACUUCCCAGCGAUAUCAUAAUGGGCGAAAAGCUGCGCAUUUUUCUUUCCCUCCUAAUGAUGCUUGAAAUCGGUAGGUUGGGGGGGUUUUCUUCAGCGAGGCGGGGGCACAGUUCAAUCAUUUACGUUUAGGAGUCGCAAUACAUUUUAAAUCGAUCAAAAGCCAUGGGGAUUAAAUUUGAUUUAUGUCUGGCAUAACGUGAUAUAUAUUAUUUCGAAAUUUCAUUCAAGUAAGUCCUAACAUUAUGGUAUUCAGUGAAAUUAGUGACUGCUAAGAAGUUGGUAGUACUUAUUUAAUGGUAAUGAAAGUCUUUCAGAGUUAGUUUUUCAGGCAGUCUCAAAAUGAUUUCUACCUUUUAUUUUCGUAUUCUUUAUAUUUUUAAGUAUUUGUAAUUACUGUUUGGAUCAAUCAAGGUGGCGGUGUGAAAAUGCUUCAGACAUUAAUUGGAUUCGCCCUGAGGCGGCGGAGCAAACAAACCAGAGUUGUCAACUCCAUCUCUAUAUAUCCAUCCAUCCGUCCAGCCCCGCCCCAAAAAAAAAAAAAAAAAACCAAGUGCUCUGCCCCGCCCCUUUUCACACAUCAGUGCUAUCAUCGCGUCUUCUUCUUCAUCUGCAGCUUCGGCUUGUUCUGCUUCUUCUACAUGUCGGCAAAGUUUUUUGAUAUCACGAGUGUGGUUAGGUGCGCUGGGCGCAAAAAAGUUGAGGAAGAGAAGGGCGAUGUGGCAAGGGGAAGGUAGAGGUGAGGUGAGGGGCCACUGAGGUCGGAGUGAGUCUACAAAAGUGUCACAGCAUAAAAGCACAAUCUAUCCCCUACCAAACCCCUUUUGAUACCAGUGUCGUUCUUUCGCUGUGUCCACUCUGAAAAGUGUGAGAAUUAUGUGGACCGUGGACACGGUGGAUAAGGAACACCCAAACAGACACAACAACAAAAUCCACACACACACACACAUUCAACCACACUGAGCAUUCAACCAUUGCAGUGUCAUUCACACCGACUCACGAUUCACUCCGUCGACUAUUUUUAAUACCCUGUAAUACAUGCUGAUAAACUAAACAUUUAAUCAAAGCAAGGACCUGAAAGUCGAAAAUAAAUACUUCAAUAUAGCAUAUAGCUAGAUUAACUCAGUAAAUAUACCAAAAUAUUUUUCUAAUUUUCCUGGUUGAGAUUUUAUAAUUUUUUUAAGAAAUACAAAUAUUAUUCAAGCGUAUUUUCCGCGCCAAUUUAGAAAGAGUACAUAAAUCCCCUAAACUAAUAGACUUUUUCUAACCAGCUUCUAGUACUUAUUUUUUUUUUGGCGAGGAAGAUAGAGGACAACUUUUUCGUGCCGAGUUUUAGCAAACUCAUUUAUGUAGUUCUCGCUUCAUGUUUACUUAAAGUUCAGCUCGAGUGUUGUUUUUACAAAUUGUUAUCCACUGUGUGUCGGUUGGGGUGUGUCAAUGUGUGCGUGGCUGUGCGGAUGUGUGUGUGGGUGUUUUUUUGGUGGGCGGCAGACGAAAAUAAAUGCAGACAGUUUGGGAGUCACAGUGGCAGUUUCAGUUCAGGAGUGACUCCAAAUUCACUGUCGGCUUUCGGCUUUGGUGUUGACCUUAGUUUUUCUUUACCAUUCACCAUUCUCCAUUUUCCUGGGCACAUUGCUGUGGAUUUUGGUCCAUGAUAGUUUCAGUUUAGAUUAGUAAACAUUUCUAAUUAAUGUUGAAAAGGCGUGCAAUUUGCUCAGCUUGUGGGCGAAAUUCUAAAAAUGCCAGGAAUUGGAUUUGCUGCAUGAGGAGAAAUCAGAUAGCCCUGGGAAUUCUUAAUGGCCAGCUUCUGGUUGCAUAUUUUAGAAGGGGGAAAAAAGAGUUGACUUGCUAAAUAAAAUUAUUUUACUACCUAUAGUAAUCAUUUUAUCAGGCAACCAAUUUAUAGUUUUCUAAUAAAAUUCGACAUCAAAUUAAUUGCAGCCAACCGCUUAAACACUCUAUUAACUUUAAUCUUCGCCCCUCAACUUGCAUUUAUAACUUUUAUCGCCCAGUUUUCCUGAAACGAACUAUAGCUAUAGUUACCACUGACGUAAUCCAGUCAAGAAACCCAUUAAAAAAUAUAUUAACACCAGACUUGAUUCACUCUUAGAGGCAAUAAAAAAUAAAAUCCACAUAUACUUGCUGUCAACAGUUUAGCACAGACGGUGCGGAUAGCAAGUGGACCCCUAAGGAGGACCCUCAUCAAUUUUAUUUAUAGAUUUAUUUAUGCGCUGUUUUCCUUCUUUAUUGAUUCUCAUAAGACUCGCAGAUCGAGCAGUUGAUUAAUUUAAUUAAUCAAAUACACAUUAGCGGCACGAACCAUCCCGGAUCGAAUGAAAUCAACUCUCGGGUAAUCAUUUUGGAAGAACACAACAUGAGGAAUAGUAGAAGAAGCCAAUUCGUUCAAUGAACUUGUAGUGCAGAAAAAGAGAAGCACUUCAAAUCGAAUCUAGUCAAUUAUUAUGCUUAUUAUCGUGCGUCUUAAUUGCCUACUUGUUGCACAUUGCAGACGCUAUUUAGACCGUUGAAAGUUGGCUUAGAAAGUUGCCAAUAAAAACCAUUGGCCAAUGACCCAAAAACAAGCCAAGAAAUCUGAAGAAAAUCUGUGCUGGCAGAGGAAAAACCAGAACUCCGUACUUCUGGCCUUUUUUCUUACUGACAUUUACAGCUUGGACAAGAACUGCAGCAGCAGCAGCAGCAGCAUCAGCAAAAGAACAGGGCAGUGGAAAAAGCUGCAGACAGACACAUGGAGAUAAUGUCUUUGCAUGUUUUGUGCCAUUGCAAAUCUCGGCAAACCCGAAAAAAAAAGAAAAAAAGGCAAAGUAUACCCAAACCAGGAAGCCACAUCCAGAAGGUCCAGAUGUUCAGGCAAAUAGAAGUUGGUUAGCAGGGAGGGGGGGAAGUUCGAGUUGGAGUUCCCAACCAGUUGAAAGCCGAGACUAAAGAAGGGGUUUUAGCAUUCACGGCGGUAUCUUUUGGCCACUCAAGUGUGUGUUUGCAUCGUUGUUCUAGGCCAGUUUACAUAGCACAGCUUUUGAGAUAUUGACGCUUGGUGCACGAAAAAAAAACCGGGAAUAAAAAGCCUCACGAUGCAGCCAACGAAUACAAGAUACUUCGGCUUGAUAGGCAAAUAAAGUGUUUAGUGUAAUACCAAGAAAAAAAGUUAUUAUAAUAAUUAUUUCUAAGUAAGAAAUAGAAUUUAUAAUACGUCUGUUUUUGUGAAUAACUUUUUUUUAAGUCCAUAAAAAAAUUAGUAGGUUAGGGACAAUUAUUCCUAAUGUUCAAACACUUGCUACUUUGCACCAACAUCAAAGAAAUUCCAGCGAAUCGCUUUAAUUUAUUGCCAUCGAUUGUAAUUAUUCAAAUGGCUGUCGCAAAAGUCUUUGUUCUAGUUUUUCCUCAUUUUCUCUCUUUUACUCCUCUAUAACCAUUUUAUUCUUGCUGUAGCAAGUUUUUCCAGUUCACUUGAAAAACUAUGCAAAUUGUUUUCGGAACUUUGCGGGUAAUGAGAUGCAUGGCAAAUUGCUUGGAGUAAUAACCACAGUUAAACCAGCACUGUACAGUUAAAGAUAUAUUGCAAUUGGUUUGAGUUUAAUUGGGCAAACAUGAGUUAUAUUAAACCAUUAACCACAAUAAAGAAGGAGUCGAACUUGUAAACAGCUGAGUUGCGAUAUUGAGCUGAGUUUCAGUCCGCGUUCAUUCCUGAUUUUCCAUAUAUAAUUGGCCCAUGACGAAAAGGGAAUUGUACACAAUAAGUACAAUAAAAGCCCCAAUGAAUAUAACUUGCUAAACAAACAAACCGCCGGAUGUGAUAGAUAAGGUGAAAAGAGGAAGAGCGCAAAGGGGGCGGGCUUAACACCCCAAACGUGACAUCAUCAUUUUAUAAUUUUAAUGAUUCCCAAGAAUGGUCAGCGGCAAUCGACAAUAGAGGUCUACAAAUUGCUAUAAAGUAUGAAUGAAAAGAUGAGCGGAAAAGGGAAUGAAAAUAUAGAAAGGUAGGCUUGGUGUAAAAAAAAAUAAAAAAAAAGUAUAGUAAAGACGCUCAAUCGAGGUGGACAUUGACCCAGGUGGAUAACUGAGACCCCCACUGAUGAUGGUACUUAAAAUAAUAGUAAAGCAAAUGCUCGCAUAAACAACAAUUAAACUUAAACGCAAAGUGCGUAACAGCACAGAAAAGAGACGGAAAGCGGUAACAAUGGACGAAUGCAAGACAUUGACCCAGGCUUUAAGCCGAGACUCGAACCAUUGGCAUAUGAAUGGCAAGCCAAAGCAACAUAACUCAUUUGCAUAACGAAACAACAAAACAAACGGCACAAACUUGUUGCUUUCCUACACCCAACAUGUUGACAAGCGCGCCUCAAAGUUAAGGCCAAGGUCAGACUGGCAACAUGUUGCCAAUCUUAAACUUAGUUGCUAAUUAGACAAGAUAAAGAUGGAAGUCCCAUUUAAUUUAUUAAAAAGGGUAAGCAAACUAAAUAUUCUAUUGUAAUUUCUUUAAGAUAUCAACAAUGUAGGAUAUAUACAUUUUUUUUUUUAUUAAUCUCUAACAAUAAAGAAGAAAAGGCAUUGAAAACCGUUUUCUUAGCCUUUUUUCAGCGUGCUUUCGAGCUACUAGUAAAUCGGGGCUUAAGAAGAUAUCCAAAGGUCAAGAGUUGCAUUUCGUGAAGUUGCUGGUAGCAUAAACAACAACAUCUAUGACCACACAUGCAUGCGUGUUAAUGGUUUUCGAGGAAAAAAAAAAUCAGCACUUCAUUCAAUGCCGGAAAAACUUUGGCUUAGACCAAAAACCACUUUAAAAAGGUCAGCCAAAAGUCGCAAUACACCAUUUUCUACAGAAUGCUUGCGCAAGAGGAGAAUGAGAAGUAGCUGAAUAUGGUUACCCCAUCCCAAACCAAUUAACAUGCUUCUGCUUAGGGUCGUAAUGAAGAAACUCCACCGCCCACUCUGUCAGAUUCUUAAGCACUACCGAUUUUCUACGAUUUGCCCCAGCCUCGCUUUUUAUAGCUCUCUUCAAACUAAUAAUCAUGACUUGUUGAUCUUGACGCUGCUCUUUUUACUCACUUGCUAACUUUUUCGCAUUUUACACUCACUAUAAUGGAUCAGAAUUGAAGAGCACAUACGACUAAGAUACGUCUUUAUAAGCUCAGUCUGAAGGUUUAAAUAUCUUAUUCAUAAAUGUUUCUUUUAGAUUGGAAAUGGAUGAAGUUAUUCUUGGGCAUGCUAUUCUUUCUAUAAUAAUAUAUAGAUUUCAUUCACUGCCCACUAAUAUACGUCACUUUUGCUACACGUUCUAAGCUGCUUGGAUUUAACGGUGGAUGACUGUGAUUUUUGUUGCUGGGUGUUGGAUUCUUACUACCGACGGAUGCUGUAGUUAUUUUCCCCUUUAUUUGUGGCUGCCUUUUUCACGCAUUAUCGUCAUUAUGAUCAUCAUUGCGAGAGACGAUUACCCGAAUGCCGCCAACUAUUAUGGAUGAUGUAAGUGCAAAAAGCCAUUGAACGCUUAUUAUUUUUUCACCUCUCUUUUAGAUAGAUUUUUUUCUUACUUCACUUAGCCAAUAAACGCGGCGGAGCAAUAAACUUUGAACAGACUGUGGCUAGACAUCAACGUGGAGAACCUUUCACUUUGGCUUGGCUUCCUAACUUAAAUGUUAAAUUCAAGCUAAGCAGCUUAAGACCAUUUCGCUGGGGAAAAGUUUGUGGUUAUCCUUGAACGAAAAACACUUUCAUUGACUCCUCGUUUUGGGGGCUGCCAAAAUGCGUUUUGUUGGCGUGGCAAAUCCAGGCUAACGGAAGCAAAAGGACACAUCAUUUUCCCCUCUUCUAAAAGACGUCGCUCACUUUUCAUCUGCAGUUAGUGGCUUGGAAGUUACUUGGCUGCAUUUUCUGUUUAGCUGCGUUUAGCUUACCAAGUAGUUUUGGCACUUUACCAAGGUUAAGUUAGACUUUCCCCCACCAACGCACACAAAACAAAAGCCAAACUGAAUCCGGCAAAAAUAAGUGAUAAAAACAGGUCAUAAAAGUGGAGCGUGGGUUGCUUAACAUUCAAUUCAAGGACUUCUAGAAUAAGUCGUUAAAUGCCGAAUAACUAUGGGGGGUGAGUGUAAAAAGAACCUUUAAAAAAUUGCACUAUCCCUCAAACUUGAAGGGAUUACUUUUUAUGAAGAUGAGAUGAAUGGCCGUUUCCCCUCUGUACAUUUUAACUGUAGCACUUUCUGGACAAGAGAAAAGUUAUAAUAAUUUCUUUAUUCUAACAUAAGAAAGACUGGUUGGCUUUUCAGGGUCUUCGAUGGAAAAGCACCUAUUUGAGCAUUUUUCCGGCUUCAUAAAAAGUCAAACCGCAAAGAAAAAGACCAAAGGAGGAAGAAAGAAAGAGACGGCAAUCAGCCAAAGCGGGACAUAUAGAAAGAGACAGCAUAAACGAAAUGAAGUCAGCGAGCAAAGUGCGUAGACAAAAACAAACAGCUGCAAACUGAAAUUGAAAACGUUACGCAUGCGCCGCUUCCCCAAAUGAAUUUUACUGGGGCUUUCCAUGGAAAUCCGCAUGUACUCUACUUUUUUUCUUUUUUUUACUCUUUGCUGUGUCUGUCGCUAGCCUUUCAAACCUAUCGAAUAUCAAAGAGAGAAAGAGCAAGAGAGAUAUCGAAGGAAGUCAGAGGGAGUCAGCAACACCACAAAUUGGAAGCUGCAAGGCUGGCAAAUGAAAUUCGCAAUUGGAAACGUGAGGUUAAGAUGCACCGCCCCUCCACACCCCAUCACCUCAUCACCCAACCAUCCACAUUCACAUCCAUGCAUCUUUUCCGUUCAGUGAGCACCUCAUCCGCAGCCGAUGAAAUUGAAUCUGCUCCGUCUGCAAGGCAAUAAAAGUGGGCGACUGACCAGAGAGAUGCGUCACAAGUCGGUCGACAGCCAGCGCACACAUAAGUUAUGGAGCCAUGGAUCUGGAUAUCCUGAAUCAGCACUCGUCCACCUUUCUAUGGAUCGCCCUAUGGGGCACAUGGAGCCUGUUGCUGUUAAACUUCCAGGGAUGUCAAGCGGUUCCUGGCGGCAGCAGUGGAGAGCGCGUCCACAUACGUCUCCACAUGCCGGAGGUGGUGCGUCAGCACACGCAUUUCCAUAAUGUCUAUAAGCUACCGAGGAAAAUACACCCAGUUCCUGCACCACCACCCACAACGAUCGCAUCAAUGCAUCCCAAGUUCGUGGGAAAACCCCACGUACAACUUUUGGGCUAUACGACGGCAGUGGGAAAUUCGGGACCAAUGGCACCCAAUAUAAUGCAGCUGAUGGGAACGGCGACCACGCCCACCAUGAUGGCAACGCCCACCAAUUUAAUGCCUAAUUACGGGCCCGCAUUAUUCGAUAAUUACAAUCAGGAGUCGGCUUUGAGUGCCACAACAACGACAACAACAGCGAGACCUCAGAUUGUAAAAGCCUCCAAGCAGCAACAAUUGCUGCAACAAAUUUUCACACCUCAAAUAAAUGAAGAUGAGGACACUUCAGCGGAGGAUAAUCAAGUGGAGAGCAACUCUUUACUCAAUAACAAUUUCCUUGAGGCUCUUCAAAGGGAAUACCUGGCCAAGUUCGGUGGACGGCGUAAACGCAAGAAAUCCAGUGCAAAAUUGAGGAAUACCAACAAGAACUAUAUUAAUAACUUUAGGAAUAAACCAUACUAUUAUCAGGAUGAGGAUUUGUCAGAGAACUUUGAAGACUAUCAAGAUGAACAGCCACAUCAUGAGGAUUACGAGGAAGUGAUGGUGAUGAGUAGUCCCGGUAAAUAUGGAGGUUAUUAUCCAUCGGAAUCGGAGGAAAUGGAUCAGGAUCACGCACAUGGUUAUGACAGUGCUGUGGCCUUCAGUGGUCACGAUAAUAGCAUUUCGUCCUCCGUUCCAACAAUGGAGGAGUUUCUUGAAGAUGCCAAUAAUCCUGUACCUGGUUAUGGAGUAGGGGAAAAUUUUGAACCCUACAGCAACUCAAAUGACAUGUAUUCCCAGCCUUGGCAGCCCUCCUCUACGAGUGCCACAAUGGGCAACAGUUGGCCAAGACCUACUGCCAAUUCCUACACCAAUUCCUCAAAGGGCCCAAAAUCAAGACCUGUAAGAUCAAGAGGUCGACCGAAAGUUCGAUAUGUCAAGUUAAUCACUAGAAAAAAACGCAAAAGUCACCUACGCACGAAAAGGUAUCGACCAUAAAGCUGAGAUGGCAUUUGUAAAAUGGUUAUUUAGUUACUCUUUUUUAGUUUAAGUUAAAUGUGGAUUGAAUUAUUUAUAAAAAUACCAAAAAUUAAAGAAAAAGGCCUGAUUUAUAAAAUUUAAAUUCUUUUAAAUAAGCUGUUGAAUUUUUCUUUAUAUCAAGAUAUCCUGUUUAUAAUCUAUUUUCAUUUAUAAUUUAAAAUUUAAUAGUAUUUAAGUCUUACCCCUUAUAUAGUCUUGAAUAUCAAUUGAUUUGAAGCUCUUACCUGGAAUGAAAAAUAAUAAAAGUUGGUUAAUUAAAUACAUAAAAGCUAGGUUAC
Messenger RNA from Drosophila yakuba, 12240 nucleotides. RefSeq lists its product as uncharacterized. Lineage: Eukaryota; Metazoa; Arthropoda; Insecta; Diptera; Drosophilidae. The transcript is spliced from 2 exons. Bases 10667 to 11920 code for a protein of 417 amino acids. The record is from RefSeq and is a predicted model, not a curated record.